AUGACAGAUGGGAACUCCAAGAAAAGCAAGCUCUCCUGGUCCAAGAAAAUGGUCAGAAAGUUGUUCAACAUCAAGAGCAAAAAUGAGGAGUUUCAAGCUGAUGAUGUUUACGGAGUUUCUCUGCAACCAAAGGGUGAAGUUGAGUACAGGACUAGCUUCUCAGAGAGGGAGCCAUGUACAAUAAAAAAGAGCAAAACAGAGAAAUUUAGCAAGAAUCCAGAGCAGGUCCGGCGAGGUAGAAUGAAUCUUGACCAUCCUCGUAUCAUAGACGUGCAAAACCACAGUAUAUUUGUAGCUUCAUGGAAUGUGGCUGGAAGAUCCCCUCCGAGUAAUUUAAGUCUUGAUGACUGGCUUCAUGCUUCACCUCCGGCAGAUAUUUAUGUUCUUGGAUUUCAAGAGAUAGUUCCUUUGAAUGCUGGUAAUGUUCUUGGUGCAGAAGACAAUGGCCCUGCCAAAAAAUGGCUGGCUCUCAUAAGAAAGACUCUAAACAAUCUUCCUGGAACUAGUGGAAGUGGGGGAUGCUAUACACCAUCUCCAAUCCCUGAGCCAAUAGUAGAAAUAAAUGCAGAUUUCGAGGGAUCAUCUAGACAAAAGAAUGCUUCUUUCUUUCAUCGCCGGUCAUUCCAGACAACCCAUAGCUGGAGAAUGGACAAUGAUCCUUCAAUUCCACAGCCACGACUUGAUCGGCGAUUUAGUGUAUGUGAUCGGGUAAUAUUUGGUCACAGGCCAAGUGAUUAUGAUCCUAGCAAUAGAUGGGGUCAUAGACCUAGUGAGUACUCGAGGCCUAGUGAUUAUUCCAGGCCUAGUGAUUACUCCAGAUGGGGUUCCUCGGAUGAUGAUAAUGGGCCUGGGGAAUCCCCAAGUACUGUAUUACACUCACCAGUGUCAUAUGGUGGUUCCUAUUCUGCACCAACUGAAGAUGGAUAUAGGAGGCCAGGGUAUUCAAGGUACUGCUUAGUGGCAAGUAAACAAAUGGUUGGCAUAUUCCUGACAAUAUGGGUAAGGAGUGAAUUAAGGGAUCAUGUCAAAAACAUGAAAGUAUCUUGUGUUGGCAGAGGAUUGAUGGGUUACCUAGGAAAUAAGGGAUCUAUUUCAGUCAGUAUGUCCUUGCAUCAAACAAGCUUUUGCUUCAUUUGCAGCCAUUUAACCUCCGGACAGAAAGAAGGUGAUGAGUUAAGAAGGAAUGCAGAUGUCAUGGAGAUUCUUAAGAAGACAAGGUUUCCAAGGGUUCAGAACAUGGGUGAUGAGAAGUCCCCAGAAACAAUCCUUGAGCAUGAUCGAGUUAUUUGGCUUGGGGAUUUGAAUUAUCGUAUUGCCCUGUCUUACCGAGCUGCCAAGGCACUAGUUGAGAUGCAAAAUUGGAGGGCAUUGUUAGAAAACGACCAGUUAAGGAUAGAGCAGAGGCGAGGUCGUGUUUUUGUGGGAUGGAAUGAGGGGAAAAUUUAUUUUCCACCAACAUACAAAUAUUCAACUAAUUCUGACAGAUAUGCAGGAGAUGAUAUGCACCCAAAGGAGAAACGUCGGACUCCAGCUUGGUGCGAUAGAAUUUUAUGGUAUGGAGAAGGCCUCCAUCAAUUAUCUUAUGUACGUGGGGAAUCUCGGUUCUCAGAUCACAGGCCUGUCUAUGGAAUAUUUUGGGCAGAUGUUGAGUCGAGCCAUGGCCGAUUGAGGAAAAGCACCAGUUAUUCGAGCUCCAGAAUUGAGGUAGAGGAGCUUUUACCAUACUCACAUGGAUACACAGAACUGAACUUUUUUUGA
Messenger RNA from Dovyalis caffra, 1758 nucleotides. The record is from the annotation of a GenBank genome assembly. Lineage: Eukaryota; Viridiplantae; Streptophyta; Magnoliopsida; Malpighiales; Salicaceae.